UCUGGGCAAGCUCCUACGAUAAACUCUUCUUUCUUCUUUCUCUGAUAACCUCAAUGGCCUAUUUCCAUGGAGUCCUUGGAUAGAAGACAUAAUUAUCUCUGGAACUUAACUUAGCAGGUUUUUUUUUUUCCUUCUUCCUAAUGGUUUUGUUUUGAACGACCAUUGCUUUCAUUCAAAUUCCUGAUCGCGAGAGAUUUGCAAUCGGGAUCAUCCCAUUCAAGCAGAUUGCUGGGACUAAGGAAGCAAUAGGAAGAUGCAGAAAUUGGGCGACUUUAAGCUUCCACAGUUCUUCAAUUACCCGCCAUAUUUCACCUUGCAGCCAGUGAGGGACACCAGGGAGAAACAGAUACAACUUUGGAAGGAACUUAUUCUGGAUUACUGUAGGACACAAAAGAUAUUUGUGGUUGGACUGGAAGAAGAGUUUCCUCUCUUCUCAAAUCCAGUGAUUGAAAGAUCUCUUAGUCAUGAAGCUAGGGAAGCAUUUCUCUCGGCAUUUUGUUCUUUUUCUCUCUUUUGGGGAGGGUGA
Messenger RNA from Carica papaya (papaya), 526 nucleotides. The record is from RefSeq and is a predicted model, not a curated record. Lineage: Eukaryota; Viridiplantae; Streptophyta; Magnoliopsida; Brassicales; Caricaceae.